CUGGUCUGGCUGGUCUGGCUGGUCUGGCUGGUCUGUGUCUGGUAAGGUGAGGCAGACCAGGUACCCUACCACAUCGAUCGGGAUCCCUAUUUUACUUCUACCUCCUCCUCUCGUCUCCCACCUUCUUCUUCCUUUCUUUCUCUCCUCUCCAUCUUCCAUCUGCAUCACAUCAAACCAAUUCAUCUCAAGCAUCUACCCAAACCAUCUCCCCCAGUGUGUCUGUCCUUUCUGACUUACACACUUCCCACAUUCACACUGAAGCCCCAAAUACGCACACCUUUCACCCACAAACCCACAAUACCGGCAAGAUGAGUGCGAACAAGUCCUCCGCCGUGGCCGACCAGGAGCCCAUUGAUGUGCUCUUCGCUGUCCACGACAAGUUCGACCUUCUUGACUUUGCUGGCAGUCUCGAGGUCUUCCACACGGCCUGCCACGAUUUCCACGAUCCUGAGAACUCCAAGGCCUUUGAGAUUACCAUCGUCGGCCCCGAGCCCAAGGUCAUCUCUACUCAGGGUGUCAUCGUUGGCUCCCAGAUUUCCUACAAGGACGCCCAUGAACGUCUCGAGGACUUUGACCUCCUCGUCGUCGUCGGCGGCAACUCCCAGGAGAUCCUCGACAAGGAGCUCGAGCCCCUUAGCCUCAUCACCGACUUCUCCGAGCUCCAGAAGCGGGACCCUGCCCGCGAGCGAACCAUCCUCUCCGUCUGCACUGGUGCUCUUUUCCUCGCCAAGCAGGGCAUCCUCUCCGGCCUCUCGGCCACCACACACCCAGACCACUUGACCAAGUUUGAGAACCUCUGCAGCGACGCUGCUACACAGACUCUCUUGGAGCGCACCGACGUCAUUGAGGAUGCUCGCUACGUUGUCAACAACCUGCGAUUCGACCUCGGAGACGAGGACGAGAACCCCUACAUCCGCCGCAAGUCCGAUGCUGGCCGCCGCCCUUCUAACGCCCGCAAGGGAAGCAUGUCCUUCAAGGUUUCCAACCGCCGUGAGUCUAUUGCCCGCCGUGCUGCCAUGCGCCUGGGCGGACUUCGCGUGGUGACGUCUGGAGGCGUCAGCGCUGGCGUGGAUGCGGCCCUCUAUCUCGUCAGCGCUAUGGUAGAUGAGGCGUGUGCGGUGGAGGUGGCCAGGACCCUUCAGUGGUCCUGGAACAAGGGCGUUGUCGUCGAUGGUCUCGACGUCUAAGAUCCCUGGCAAUUAGUGCCUACUUUGUAUGAGAAUAUCAAUGGCCGCGUGAUGGGCCUUAAGACCAAUGUUUAGUAUGUAUUACGAUGAAAGAAGUUAGCGAAACCCCAGAAAAAAAUCUUAGGAGCUCUCAAUUCAAUCCAAUUGUUUGAUA
Molecule: messenger RNA, 1341 nt
Organism: Ilyonectria robusta
Lineage: Eukaryota; Fungi; Ascomycota; Sordariomycetes; Hypocreales; Nectriaceae
Product: class I glutamine amidotransferase-like protein
Exons: 3
Coding region: 309-1187 (292 amino acids)
Source: RefSeq, a predicted model, not a curated record